Molecule: messenger RNA, 363 nt
Organism: Durusdinium trenchii
Lineage: Eukaryota; Dinophyceae; Suessiales; Symbiodiniaceae
Source: the annotation of a GenBank genome assembly
AUGGCGGACUGUGAAUCCUUGAAGGAGACGAACCAUGGGACGUCCACCUCGUAUGGAACUUUGAUGGGAGUCGAGUAUCAAAGAGGAACUGGGGCUGUUCGUCUGAUCUAUUGUACAAUCAUUGCUGUGAUACUCUCCGGCAUUCGAAUUGUUUGUGAUCUGGCAGUGGGAUUUGCAAUUGCUCAUCAUUCGGCGUGGGUUUUCAUUUGCGUCUCGUUCAUAGAUUUGCUCCUUGCUGCGGCAGCGGCUACGGCGGCGUACUUUGCUUUGACCGUCAGACGACGGGGCAUCAUCGUUUUCGCCAUCACGUCGUUUCUGGAGACCGCAAUUUUCAGCUUGGCUUACUUUGUCGUAGUGACUCUG